AUGUCCUGCCGCCGAGGCCUGCCAAGGUCCUGUCGCCGAAUCCCACCGAGGUCCCGCCGUCGAGUCCUGUCGAGCCCUGUCGAGCCCCGCCGAGGCCCACCGAGCCCCGCCGAGCCCCAAGAUCCUGUUGCCAAGCCUCAUCUCCUGGCCAUUUCUGAGGGGGUCAAAGACACCCCCUCACCCAUCCCGAAGUGGCUCCAUGCCACCUCACCUGUCCAAGUUCCUGAGCAGGUCGACGUUGACGCCGGUCGGUCCCAGUUCCAAGGUCGGUCUUCAGCCCGGCCACCAGAGGGUCCCUGUCUUGUCCGCCACUGCCAACCUCCUGAGGGUCCCUGUCUCGUUCUCCACUGCCGGCCCCACGAGGUCCCCGUCUCAUCCACCGCUGCCGGCCUCCAGAGUGGUUCCGUCUCCUCCAUCUCCGGCUUCCAGAGUGUUUCCGUCUCCUUCGUCACCGGCCUCCAGAGUGGUUCCACCACCAUGAACCUACCCCCCAGCUCUUGGAAGAGCUGCAACUUCCAGGCUGUCCUUCGGACCAGCCUCGCCUGUCCUGCCAGCCUCCGGAGCGACCUCACCUGUCCUGCCAGCCUCCAGACUAUAUAUGUUGAUCAAUUUUUCUGCAUCCUCCUGCAGCUAGGUGGCCUAACACUGCUGGCCAUGGGGACCUGGGUGAGUGUGGAUUGGGGUUCCUUCCUCCACCUCCUGGGGCCAUUCUCCAGUCAAGGCAUGCAGUUUAUCAAUGUGGCCUUUUUUUGCAUUGCCAUUGGUGCUGUGCUGGUGCUGCUGGGACUUCUGGGCUGCUGUGGGGCCCACAAGGAGAGCAAAUGUCUGCUGCUCACAUUUUUCUCCAUCAUUCUCAUCAUAUUCCUUGCUGAAGUGGCUGCUGGAGUUGUAGUUUUGGCCUACUCUUCUUUUGCUGAGGGGAUCCUCAGAGCGUGGGCAACCCCUGCUUUACAAAAAGACUAUGGCAGUGAUCCCGUGGUCACCAAGAUCUGGAACAUCACCAUGAUAGAGCUACAGUGUUGUGGUUUCUCCAACUACACUGAUUUUGUGGGCUCUAAGUUUGAAAAGGAGAAUGGAAGCAGCCUGCCACCCAGCUGCUGCUGGACCAACAGCCUCCCCUGCAGUCUAGCAGAGGCAGAGCACAGCACUGUGCAGGGCUGUUUUGAACAAAUCCUGGAGCUCCUCAAAGAGCAUGCUAACACUGUGGGAGGCAUCGCAACAGGAACUGGAGUGCUAGAGAUUGCUGCCAUGAUUGUGUCCAUGUACUUGUACUGCCACCUGGACAACAGAGUCAGCUGAGGCUCCUUCACAGAAAACAAAAUGGGUAUAACAAUGAUAGAUCAUGUGAUUGACUAUUUAAAUCAUUAUUAAGGGAAGUCUUGUUGUUUUGCCACCCACAUUCUCUUUUUUUACUGUUUGUUUUCAGCCAUGUUUAGGAUAUUUUCCUAAAAAAAAUCUUCUUGUACAUAUAGUAAAAAUUUACAAGAGCAGCUACAAAGAGUAAAAAUAUCUAAUUUGACAAAAAAAAAGUUCCAUUUAUUACAUGCAUUACCGUGUGAUCAUUCUCUGAAUUUCUUUUCUGGAUCCUGAGAUUAUUCAACACAUUCUGUCUUUUCCUUUGCUUUUUGCUAACUUAUAAGUCAUAGUUUUGAUUAAAAAUAAUCUAAUUUGGAGUUCAUUUUUGUGUUCCGUCUAUAUCAUGAAGUACAUGUUUUAAAUUGACUCUCAUCAAAAGAGGCACCAACCUGGCUGACUGAGAUGUCCACUAACACCAAGCAAUAUUAUUUGCAUUCCCUCACAGAAAGUUUAGAUUUAGAUACAGUUAUAUACUGUAUAGGUAGACUCUUCAACCUUCUGAUCUACAUUUGGUGUGUUGAUCUAGUUCAGUCAUACACUACUACUAGUUCAGGGAUACUAUGGAUACUACAGAAAGAUGAAAUAAUGUGACACUUUACAUGAUGCAAUUAAUGCUAAAAACUCACUGUAAUGGGGCAGUCUUUGAUUGCAACUAGCUGUUGCCUGUGAGCAGCUGCAGCUAUUCUGCCUGACUGUGCUGCUGAAAUUGUAGCUCGAUAUGGUCAUUGUUCAGACUUCAGCAGAGAAUGAAUGAGAUUGCAGGUAUAAGCAACCGAAAUGAGCUUGGUCCACAGGGUGACUGGGCUCAGCCUUAGAGACAGGGUAAGAAGCUCAGACAUCCAGAGGGAGCUUGGAAUAGAGCCACUGCUCCAGUUGAGGUGGUUUGGAUAUCUGAUUCGGAUGACUCCGGGGAGACUUCCUUUGGAGGUUUUCUGAGCAUGUCUACCUGGGAGGAGACCCCAGGGUAGACCCAGAACCCACUGGAGGGAUUAUGUAUCUCGUCUGGCCGGGGAACACCUCAGGAUCCUCCAAGCGGAGCCCAAAGUGUCGCUAAAGAGAGGGACGUCUGGAAUGACCUGCUUCGCUUGCUGCCACUGCAAUCCUACCCCGGAUAAGCAGAAGAAAAUUGAUGGAUGGAUUGAUGUAUGGCAGACAUCAUGACAAUUACUUUGGCUACUGUUGAUCAGAUGGAUAAAUCAUUCCUGCUCACCCAAGAGAGUGUCUAUACACCUUGAGCUAUUGCCUAUCAGAAUGGACAAUGUACACAAAAAGGACCAUAAUAUUACUUUAUUAGACCUUUAGUCCUGUUUUAGUAUAGCACAAUCCUUAAAAAAAUCCAAUAGGUCAAGAAGCACAAGCAAUCAGGUUCAGACAUUUUGCAAAUAAAUAUAUCAUAUAACUACCUAUAAAUGCCCAGACUGUCCAUUUUUAUUUCAGCCCGAGGUUUUGACCUAGUGACCUAAUGUAGUUAUGUGCUAUCAGGAAUUGCCUUUGACAUUUCAGGUGUGCUUGUAUUUAGUUUGGCCUGAUGUGGUUUAAAUAAUUUGGAAAAAUUGUUUACUUCUAACCUGUCUGAGUGCUUGUGUUUGUUGUUCAAUAACAUUUAUUGUAAUACUUCCCCCAAAUCUGACUUGUACUUUGUUGGGUAAAAAAAUUAUAAUUAAGCCAACAUUAAGAACAUGCACCUGCAUCUUAAACUAUUUGAUCCAGCUCCGUGUCUCUUAAAUUGCCCCCAGGGGACAAAUACAUGUUUUUGAAUUGAAUUGAUUUGAAUUUAAUAAGUAAUAUA
Acanthochromis polyacanthus (spiny chromis) is the source of this 3145-nucleotide messenger RNA. RefSeq names its product tetraspanin-1. The transcript is spliced from 7 exons. Gene Ontology annotation, cellular component: membrane. Lineage: Eukaryota; Metazoa; Chordata; Actinopteri; Pomacentridae. Bases 1 to 1299 code for a protein of 432 amino acids. The record is from RefSeq and is a predicted model, not a curated record.